Arachis ipaensis is the source of this 1256-nucleotide messenger RNA. Its product is annotated as R3H domain protein. Lineage: Eukaryota; Viridiplantae; Streptophyta; Magnoliopsida; Fabales; Fabaceae. Gene Ontology annotation, molecular function: nucleic acid binding. The record is from RefSeq and is a predicted model, not a curated record.
ACCGUCGUCACUGAGGAAAAGAAUUAAGAAUCUAAGAAGAAAAGACACAAAUCCAAAAGAAUAUUCUUUCCCUUUUUCAUAUCAACACAAUUUGUAUCUCUGAUUUGUGAUCUUUCUUCUUCUUCUUCUUGUGUGUUGUUGAAAGUUUCAAUUUUUACAAUUAGUAUUUAAAUACUUAUCCUUCUCCCAAAAAAGUUCACACAAUCCAAUCCAAUUCAAUUGCUUCCAAAAAUUUGAUUAAUUAGAUCUUCUAGUUCUAGCCAUGGUUCUUCACCGAGAACAAGAGCUUCUUCUCUCUUCUCCUUUCAUUGACCCUUCUAAAGGAGAUGGUGGAAAAUCUGGUGGGAUGUCAAUUGAGAAGAAGAUUGAGUUCCUUGAGAGCUUGACUGGAAAGGUUACAAAUCGAAGAUCCCGUAGGUGGUUAAACGAUCGUCUCCUGAUGGAACUGGUUCCACGAUUAAAUGCGGAGGAAAUCAGAGGCUUGUUUGCUCCACCACCAUGGGGUGAAGAAGUUCCACCUUCAACAUUUUCCAUGACUAAUGUGGAAGAGUGGGACAGAUUCAGGAAUAUAGACAUGGAUAAAGAGGUCAAUAUGAUCCAUGCUUUCGAAAACUCUUUAGACAAGAGGAAAGGCCGUGUUGAUGCUGACAAGUUGGCAGUAUUGAAUGGUUGGCAUAGAGUUGAUUGUCGAACAAGAGAGGCACUUCGACGCAGCUCUGUUUCCGAACUCAUAGAGGGUUAUGAGGAAUGUAUACGGACGUUUAUAACGAAAAGCUCGGAUGGAGAUGUUCUUGAGCUGCAAAUUCAGGAUCCUUUUAGGAGAUUGUUACUGCAUGGUGUUUGUGAGUUCUACAACUUGGCCUCAGAUACAGUGACAGAUAUGAAUGGUGGUGUGGAGUCAUCAAAGAUGACAAAGAUAAAGAAGAAGAAAAGGGGUUCUCCUCAGCUUCCAAAUAUCACUCUCUGCCACUUUCUGAAGAUGUCCAAGGAAGGAAGUUGGUAAUUUGAUUCAGGGAGAAAUGUUGUAAUUCCUUAUUAUUAUUAUGAUAAAAGACCUGUCUUUAGUCAAUUAUGUACAAUGUAAAAUUAAUUUAGUUGUUUAUUAUUGCACAAUAAUUUCACUGUAAAUUAGUCUUUAGAACUGUCUAUUCAAUUGGUUGAUACUUGAUACCAUUAGUCAACAUAACAAGUUGAUUGCUGGCUUAAUUUACAAUGUUAUGGUUGUUUAAUUCAAGAAUAAACACUUAACUCGGUUC